Lampris incognitus (smalleye Pacific opah) is the source of this 3846-nucleotide messenger RNA. It is a transcript of the gene mybpc1, whose product is annotated as myosin binding protein C1. The transcript is spliced from 34 exons. Bases 1 to 3846 code for a protein of 1281 amino acids. Lineage: Eukaryota; Metazoa; Chordata; Actinopteri; Lampriformes; Lampridae. The record is from RefSeq and is a predicted model, not a curated record. Gene Ontology annotation, molecular function: protein binding.
AUGCCUGAGCCCACAAAGAAAGACGAGACACCCAAUGGCCGACCAGAAGAAAGUGUUGCGCCUGAAAAUAAUGGUGUCCCGCCCCUACCUGAGAUAUCUCUGGAGAUUUCUCCACCCCCAGAGGCGGAAGCAGAGGGGAAAGAGCCGGUAGAGACUGAGGGGAAGAUACCAGAGCCCACAGAGCCUGAGCUGUUAGAAGCCGUCGCGGCUAAAGAGCCAGGCGACAUAGACAAUGGCUCAAAUCAGCCACAGCAAGGUGGGCUUGGGGUGAAAGAGCAAGCGGACUCUGGUAACGCCGUUAUAAAGGAAGAGGCUCCUUGCUCUUCUCCACCACCCGAUAAUGAUGCUGAUGCUGCAGCCCGUCCCCAAUCCCCAACACCUCAACAAGAGGAUGCCAAUUCGCUCAAGAAACUCUCUAUAGAGCUGCCUAAUGAUAGCGUCCCUGUGCCAGCCAUGGGGAGAAAAGAUUCAGUGUGGUCUCUGGGAGAAGGUCAAGCUCCAGAAGAACUGGACAAACCCAUUGACACCCCACCACUGUCUAUUCUACUCGUUGAGAAACCCCAAAGUGGAUCUGUUGCAGUAGGUGGGGAUAUCACCUUUAUUGCCAAGGUGGAGGCCAAAGAUCUUCUGCGCAAACCCACUAUUAAGUGGUUCAAAGGAAAAUGGAUGGACCUGGCCAGCAAGACAGGGAAGCACUUACAGCUGAAAGAGACUUUUGAUCGAUUCACCAAGGUUCACACUUUUGAGAUGCACAUCAUCAAGGCCAAGGAAAACUAUGCUGGAAACUACAGGUGUGAAGUCACCUACAAGGACAAGUUUGACAGCUGUUCCUUUGACUUGGAAAUAAAAGAAGUUGGACAGGGCUCACAGAAUAUCGAUAUUCGAUCAGCUUUCAAAAGAAGCAGUGAAGGACAAGAAGAUGCAGGAGAGCUUGACUUUAGUGGUCUCCUUAAACAUAGAAAUCAAAGAGAGCCCAAGCAGGAGGAGGUCCCAGAGGUGGAUGUGUGGGAGAUUCUGAAGACGGCCCGACCAGAUGAGUACGAGAAGAUUGCCUUUAUGUAUGGCAUCACAGAUCUGAGAGGCCUGCUCCGGAGGCUGAAGAAGACAAAGAAAGAGGAGAAGAAGAGUGAAGCUUUUGCAAAGAAGUUGGAUCCAGCAUAUCAGGUGGAUAAGGGAGGGAAGAUCCGCUUGGUGGUGGAUCUGGCUGACCCCACAGUUGAACUGAAAUGGUACAAGAAUGGCCAAGAAAUCAGGCCCUCACCGAAUCAAAGGAAGUAUAUCUUUGAGCACAAGGGCACGCAGAGGAUCAUGGUGAUUAAUAACUGCUCCUUAAAUGAUGACGCAGCCUACUCCGUCGCAGCGGGGGAUGAGAAAUGCAAUACAGAGCUGUUCGUCAAAGAGUUACCCGUUAAGAUAGUUAAAGGUAUUGAGCCCGUGAAGACCACAGUGAACGAGAGGAUCGAGCUGGAGUGUGAGGUGUCCGAGGAAGGUGCCCAAGUGAAAUGGAUGAAGAAUGGUGUUGAGGUUCCAACAGGAGUGCGCUCGAGGUACCGCGUGAAGUGUGAGGGAACCAAACACUUCCUGGUCAUUGAUGAUGCCAGCAGGGAGGACACUGGGACGUACUCCCUCAUGGCAACUGGUGGCACGACUGAGGCCCAUGUGCAAGUUGACUUGAAACCUUUGAAGGUCUACCAGGACCUGCAGGAUAUGACAGUGUUAUUGGGUCAGCCACUUAAGCUGCAUUGUGAGAUCUUCCCGGGCAACGUCCCGGGGCGCUGGUACAGGAAUGGACAGCUUAUCCAGCCCAAUGACCACAUCAACAUCCUGCACAGAGCCAAGAACCAUCGACUUGAAAUUGAGGCCAGCACCCUUCACGAUGCAGGAGAUUAUACUUUCGUACCUGAAGGAUACUCACAGAGCCUCUCUGCCAAAGUUCAUAUUAUCGACCCUCCUAGGGUACACUUGGAGAGCUUAAACUUUCCUGACAACACAGUGACAAUUGUGGCAGGGAACAAGCUCCGUUUGGAGAUCCCCAUCAGUGGAGAACCAUCCCCCAGGGUGGUGUGGAUGAAGGGAGAGAGAGUCAUUCUCGACUCUGGGCACCGUGUCCAUGCUGAAACGUAUGGCGACCAGACCAGCCUUACAAUUGAUGUCACAGAGAGGGAAGACACAGGCAACUACAAGAUAGUUCUCCAGAAUGAGGCUGGUGAAGCCACAGCCUGUGUCAGAGUCAAGGUUGUAGACAUCCCUGACCCUCCAGAAGCUCCUUUGGUCCCAGUGGUAGGAGGUGAUUGGUGUUCUAUGGUAUGGGACCCCCCACAUUAUGACGGGGGUUCGCCGAUAUUAGGCUACUUUGUCGAGAGAAAGAAGAAGCAGAGCUCCAGGUGGAUGAGGCUGAACUUUGACCUGAUCAAAGAAACAACCUUUGAACCCAAGAAGAUGAUCGAAGGAGUGCCCUACGAGGUGCGAAUCUUUGCAGUCAAUGCCAUCGGUGUGUCCAAACCUAGCGAUCCAUCCAAGGCCUUUGUUCCCCUUGCUGUGACCAGUGAACCCACCAUGCUGGUGGUGGAUGAUGUAACUGACACCACGGUAACCAUGAAGUGGCGCCCACCCGACACCAUUGGAGCUGCGGGCUUGGAUGGAUACUUGGUGGAGUACUGCAUAGAAGGAACUGAUGAGUGGAUACCAGCUAACAAGGAGCUGACAGAGAAAACCAGAUACACCAUUACUGACCUCCCCUCAGAGGCCAAAAUUUUAGUCCGGGUCAGAGCCAUCAACGCUGCUGGUGCCAGCGCUCCACGGACCGUUCAACAUUCGAUCCUGGUCAAAGAAGUUAUUGAACCACCAAAAAUCCGCAUACCCCGGCACUUGAAACAGACAUAUACUCGAAGAGUUGGAGAAACGGUGAACCUCGUGGUGCCAUUUAUGGGUAAACCCAGGCCGAAAGUGAGCUGGCUGAAGGAGGGCAAGCCUGUAGACCCAACGCAUGUAAGCAUCCGUAAUACAGACUGUGACAGCAUUAUCUUCAUCCGAAAGGCAGAACGAAGCCACUCUGGAAAGUAUGAUAUGACAGUGGAGGUGGAAAACCACAAGGACACAGCCAUAAUUGAUAUUCAAAUCGUAGACCUGCCUGGGCCUCCCCAAAGGGUGACCAUCGAGGAGGUGUGGGGAGGAAACGUGGCUCUGGAUUGGAGUCCUCCGAAAGACAACGGCAACGCCCCAAUCACAGGCUACACCAUUCAGAAAGCGGACAAGAAGACCAUGGAGUGGUACACCUGCAUUGAACACUACCAUCGCACGUGCAUCACCAUCACAGAGCUGGUGGUGGGCAAUGAGUACUUCUUCAGGAUCUACUCGGAGAACAUGUGCGGUCUGAGUGAAUGCGCCACUCAAACCAAGGAGAGCGCCCUCAUCGUCAAGGAAGGCCUGCACCUGAAAACACCUGAGUACACCGACCACGACUUCAAGGAGGCACCACGGUUCACGCAGCCACUGAUCAACACCUUUGCAAUCGCUGGCUACAAUACCACACUCAACUGUAGUGUUCGUGCCAACCCAAGGCCUAAAGUGAUCUGGAUGAAGAAUAAGAUAGCCAUCCUUGAUGACCCACGCUACCGUAUGUUUAGCAACCAAGGAGUGUGUACUCUGGAGAUCAGAAAGCCUAGCCCCUAUGAUGGGGGUCUAUACACCUGCAAGGCUAUCAACGACCUGGGAGAAGCCCAGGUGGACUGCAAGCUGGAGGUGAAAGGGGGGAACACCUUCUAUGAGCUCAUGCAACGUGGGGUCCCCCUACACCUGAUUGAUAAGUACAUGAAUGAGACGAAGACUGUUGAGCCAGAAAAGUAA